ACUGUGGCUUCCACUAAACAUGGCGGAACGACAGAGAGCACGGUUAGUGGAGUUAACCCUUCAAGAUGGAAACCAAGACUGUGCCGAUUGUGGAGACAAAAGUAAGUAGGAACCAUAUUUACAAUUGUUCUUAAAUUAAGUAAAGCUACUAGCCUAAAAUAAAAUAUAUUGAGACAAAGAUGUUUUUUUUUUUACUUUUACCGUUUUGCUCGAUUCCUGAUCAGGAGGAUGAUUUAAAUUUACAAUAUACCCAAUGACAAUGCCUAUGCCUAUAUUUAAGUUAAAAUUUCCGUGUAAUUGUCUUACUUGUUCUUUUAACAUACUUAACACUUUGCUUGAUAAUAAUUUAAUCACUUCCCUGUCAACACCGCCUACUAUUUCGGGAGAUAAAGGGAAAUUCGUUUAAUUAAUGAUAGUUACUUCAGCUGUGAACUUGUAAACUUUAUUACUUCACUUUUGCUUUUAUUUACCCAAUUAUUGGCUUUUAUGCCUGCCUCAGGGUGCCUCAUUAAUGAAAAUGAAUGAGAAUGAUUGAUCAUUUGAUGGAAAUUUCCACUUUAACUUUCCACUUCAUAAGUUAAGCCUCAACAUUUCUAUAUUGACUGCUCCAUGUAAUCUUUCUGUUGAGUGUUGAGCCAAGCUACUCAACAUUUCUUUAUUAAUAUUUAUUGACUACUCCAUGACAUAGUCAUUGAAUUGAUAUGUGAUCCUUCUUUGCUAUGAUGAGUGCCCCUAUGACUAUGAUGAGUAUGACUCAUAUUGGCAUUGUAAAUAUAAUGUAUUGCUGAGGCCUAGACCUUCAUGUUAGCCUGUCUUUAAAAAAAAAAUGUUAAGAUUGACUCACAUUGACAGAAAAGUUUAAAAGUACACUCACUUAAGUCUUAAGUACUUAUUUGUAGUACACUGGCACCGGCCCACUUAUCUUAAAAAUUAGACAAGUCUAACAUGGACUAAAGUGUCUAAAGUAAAGAGUAAAGUGAGGACCACUGACUUUGUAAGUGAGCUGGAAUAGGCCACUAUAAGUUAUUUUAUACUAUAAUUAUAGUGUAGACCAGGGGUCGGGAACCUAUUGCUCGCGAGCCAGAUGUGGCUCUAUUGAUGGCUGCAUCUGGCUCACAGGCAAAUGUUUGAUUAUUUAAAAAAAAGUCGCAUUAAUGGUAAUACAUACACAUUAUUGAUAGUAACAGAAUAGUAAUGUUAUUAAAAAUAAUUCAGAGACAUAAUUAUUGCAUUUUUAGUGUUGAAAUUACACAAAAUGCACACAUUUACUUGAAUUUUUAGUUUUAAACAUAAUGUAUGGCUCUCACGGAAUUACUUUUCAAAAUAUGUGGUGUCCAUGGCUCUCUCAGACAAAAAGGUUCCCGACCCCUGGUGUAGACCUAAGUAACAAGCUAAUUAUUACAACUAGCCUAUAAAGGCGGUUAUUAUAUUAUCAUUAUGGGGUAAAUAAUUUUAUGAGAUCCGUUAAGUUUUAAAUUUUAUAUACCUUUACACUAUUUAAACUUACUACUAGUAAUAGCUUAGUUCUCCAGGAUUUUGGACAUUGACUCUGCAUUAGUCUUCUCUGGAAGUGCAGGCAUUACAUGUUAUAUUAUCCGUGCUGCAUGUUAGGUUUACAUUUUAAACUAUCUUCAGUACAAGGAAUCCUAUCCUUUCUUUAAGGGUGACCUUCAUCCCCCAGGCCCAGAGUGGGUUUAUACUUUAAACUAUCUUCACUCCUAACUAUACCCACUCAAUAAUAAAUUCAGGCACCUGCUGUGUUAGGCCUUGACAACAUAUCAACUGGCCCUUUUGUUUGUGUAAUGUAAAGGGUGAGUGGAUUACUCAGGUGCUCUUUUUUGUUUUAGUAUUAGUUAAGUGCUCUACACUACAAUACUCACUACAUUAUAAGACAUUACUCUACUUUACCCUUGAUUUAAGUUAACAUAAACAAAAUAGUUUGCCAAAGAACUAGCUCCUUUAGUUGGUUGUUUGCUCUGAAUUAUUAUAAAUAAGUUAAAGUGAAUAAACCUAAUCUCUAGAUGAGUGCCUGUGGAAAGGUUCAUCAUUUCUAGUGUUUUAAUCAUUUAUCUAAAACAUUUCCCCACUUGUUAGCUUUACUUUAAGGGAAUUAUAAUAAGUGAAACCUGAAAUAUAAAUAUAUUUAAAAAGAUAAUAUAUUAAAACCUAAUUACCGGCACACCCGGAAGUGAUAAUAACAUUUUAAACAAUUUGUUAUGAUAAUUUGUGUGAAUGCACUUGAGCCAUGAUUAUGUUAUCAGUUCCCAGGGCUUAAAGAAUGAUAUCACAAGCUAGGGACUAUUUAAAAACACCACCUAUUAAUAAUUUAGCAAAAAAACUUGAUAGCAGAAAAAGAAACCAAAACACCUUUUGAUUUUGUUAUAGUACUGAUAGUAUAGUCGUCAAUAAUUCAAUAUGUCAACAGGGAAAUAUUGUUUUAAUAAUUGAACUGUAAUGCAUAUAAUAAUAAUAUUUAAGAAUAGUGGAAACUACACAUAAAUACAGUUGGCAAUGUUUAGGAUCACAUGUAUAUAUGUAUUUCAAUUAAAUUAUAAAUUUAAUACACACUUUGAUACUUUUAUACAAUAAAAGUAUUGAGGCGCUCUUUAGAUAAGUCAGUUUGAACACAGUGCUUAUGCUUUUUUUAUUUUUAAAAAGUCUUUAGGUUUUUUCUUUAAUUUUGGACACACCCUCAAAAAGGUUGUGGUGCUUCCUACCAUUAAUUGAGAUCAUGGGUCUACUUUGACACACAUCAUUGCCGAGUGUUUAACUUGAGCCUGUUCAUGGACAUGAUGAGCUUUACUGAUAUACACAACAUUACUGAGUUUUAACUUGAACUAUUGACAUGGCAUUUACUGAGAUUUACCCAUUGCUGAGUGUUUAAGUUGACCCCAAGACAUCAGAGAAUUCUGUGAUAUGAGUAUAGAAAAAUAAAUGAAUCUGUUAUCACAAUUUCAUAAAAAAAAUGCAAAGCUAGAGGGGAAAAAAUGUCUUAUUUCUAUUAAUAAUCCCCAUCCUAUUUUUACUGUUUGAGGCCCCCAGUUUUUGAAAAGAAGCCUUUAUGUAUAUAAAUGCUCUAAAAAUAUCAUGUUGCGGGACAACAUUGUAAUUUAAUGCUGCACUUUGGACGCUCAGUUUUCAGGUUUUCUCUAAUCCAUACUGAAGUGACUAAUAUUUGUGAGCACAGGUGAACGUGAUUAUUAUAAUUGACAGUUAUAAAUACAGUUGGCAAUGUAUAAGAUCUCACAUAUAUAUGUUAUUGCACCUAUGUAUUUCAAUUAAAUUAUAAAUUUAUACACACUUUGAUACUUUUAUACAAUAAAUGCUUUUGUUCUCUCUCCCCCCCCCCCCCCCCCCUCGUAAUCUUUAUAUUAUUACCAUGUUAUACUUGUUUGUAGGAUUUGAAUUGAUAGAAGUUGUGAUAAAUGUGAAGUUAGACAACAAAUUUACAAUAAAAAAAUAUGAUAACAAAAAAACAACACAUUUUUUUCAUUUCUUCAGAGAAAUGAAUGUAAAAAUGCAUUUAUUAGCAGUUAUAAAUUAGUUACAUUUCUGAAAGCACAAAUUAAUCACUUUGCAUAUGAAAUACUUUCUCAAAUUUUGAUUUAGCUCAGAAAUGGUCAUUUUAUUUUACAUACUUUGUUUACAGUAUUUAUAUGCAUCAACAGAUGAGGCGCUGUGUUUAUAAAUAUAAAGUAUAUUUAAAAAUCUAUUCUGAUGAUUAUGUAAUGCUGUACUUACCAUUUCUCAGAUCCUGACUGGGCAUCAUGCACUAUUGGUGUGUUCCUGUGCCAGACAUGUGCUGGCAUCCACAGAGGUUUGGGAUCAUCAAACAGUCGAAUCAAGUCAAUCCAUCUAGACAACUGGGACAAAGACCAAGUACAAGUAAGCGCAUCCAGCUAUCCAAGCUACACAUCUAGAUUCUAAAUGUGUGCAUUCUAACUCAUCAAAAGAGCUCUCCUAAAAAAGAAUUCAUUUUAAAAUAAGUUUUUGUAAUCAAUCAAAUUGAUUAUAUAGCUUAGUUGAUUUAUACCAAGCAUAUACAAUAGUGGCCUCUUAGUAAACAAGAACUCCGGUACAUAUUUGUUGUCUUCUAUCCUUCAGGUUAUGGAGAUGAUAGGGAAUAUAAAAGCCAAAGACAAAUAUGAGAUGUGUGUUCCACCUUACUACAAGAGACCAACUAGUCAGACCGUUGAGUAAGUCCAUUUUAAAAUUAAAAAAUUAGUUUGUAUUUAGCUUAACCAUGUAUUUAUUCAAACUCUCUCCCGUCUAGCCUAAUUUCAAUGUUAUCAUUUCAUCUGCCUUAGGCAAGGUAUGUAACUUCUUUUGGACACAUGCCUUUGUGUUAAAAAAAGAAAUAAAAUAUACAAAAAUAAAAUAUUAUUGUUUUGAGAGAAAUUAAAUGAUAAAUAAUAAGAUAAAAAUUAUAAUUAUAUGGACAGUUGAACUUUGAUGCAUUAAAUUAUAAUUACUGCUAACAUCUUUGGCAUCAUCUACCAAUGUAGUAGUACCAAUUUCAUAUCUCAUUCAGUCAUCUCUAACCAUGUAGCAUCAGUAACACUUUUGCAUGAAGUUCAAUAAAUUCUACAUCAGGUUUUUUUUUCAAUAGUUUCAUCAACUAAGCUUGCUAUUAAACUUCUCAAGAGCUUGGAAAGCCAUGUUAAAUAAUCUAAUCAGGAUUUCUCUAUAACAAUGAGCCACGUCUUGGGAAGAAUAUCAGUAAACUUUGUACUGUCAUUUUAAUGUUAGAUUUAUUUCUUGAGAAUGUGUACACUCGGUUCUAUAAAGUUGCAAUGUAAUGUUUUGUCUUCAAGCAUUGAGGUGUACAUUCUUAUUUAUUUAAGCAUCAAUGUAUAUCUAAAGAUGCUGCUCUUGAUUAGUUUGUGAAUGUUUUUUUCACAGUGUAUUAAAAAAGGAAUGGAUUAUGGCCAAAUAUCAGAGGUUGGAGUUUACGGACACAGACAGGCAAGAUGCUUACAAUGUGUCUCAGAAGUCAGGGCUGCUUUGGAAACUUGGCAGGGAUAGAAAGCAGUUUGCCCAAAGGAGAUUUGUGCUGUCUAGGACAGAGAACAAAUUAUAUUACUAUGUCAAUGAAGAAAAUGGAAAGGUGAUUUUAUUAAAUAUUUCCAAUUAUUUUAAUUCCAAUACUGGGACACUAGGCUCCACCGUCUUCUUGAUCCAAGAUAGGGCAGCCACAGACUUCAUUUCUCUUCUUAUGUACAGUUAUAUGGUUUUGUAAAUUUAGUCUGAUAUGGCUCGUUGGAUGAACAAUAUGUAACAAAAGAGUGAAAACCAGUUUACAAAGAAAAAUGAUACCAAAGCUAAUGAAAUUAACAAUAUUCAAUUUAAUUAUACUGUUUUUAUAUAAAAAUAAAAAAUCAAAUAUACAGGAAAAAAAACUUUAUUAACCUACAACAAGUGGAAAAAGUAUAAUUCUUGAAAAGUACUAAACUUAAUAUGUUGUUGUUCAUCAGUCGGGAGUCGACCAUGACCACUUUAAUCAUCAGAGUUUGUGCUGGUUCUGUCUGUGGGUGAGCAGAUGGCUAAUGAGGCCGAUUCUGGCACGAAAUUCUCUUGUGCAAUAGGUGCAGGGGAAUGAUGGCACAUCCCCGGGAGCAGAGUCAGACAGGGCCUUCCUGGCAUGUCUCUUGCGCUCUGCAGCCGCUGUUCUGCCAACUUCAUGUUGCAUGGAGCUCCUGUGCAAAGUGGAACGCCAUGAAGUUUGAUCCUUUGCCUGUUCCUCCCACAUGUCUGGGUUUAUGUUGAACGCUUUCAGUGAGGCUUUUAUGUUGUCUUUAAAGUGGUUUUUUCUGUCCGCCAGCAGACAGACCGCUUUCCUUGUUCAAGCUCACCAUAGAAAUUCUUUUGGGAAGACGGUCAUCUGACAUUCUCACAACAUGUCAGAUCAUCAAGAUUGUGAAGAUGCUGGGGAGACCUGCCUGUGUUAGCACCUCAGUGACUGGGACCCUGUCCUGCUAUUUAAUAUAGAGGAUUUUUCUGAGUCUUGUUGUAUGAAAGUGGUUCAGCAUUCUUGCAUGGCGUUGGUAGACCGUCCACGUUUCACAGGCAUAGAGAAGCGUAGGGAGAACAGCCGCCUGAUAUACCUUCAGUUUUGUUUCAGUGUUGAUACCUCUCCUGGUCCAUAUGUUCUUAGUCGAUCUUCCAUAGGUUGCACUGGCCCUUGCAAUACGGAGGUUAACCUCAUCAUCGAUGGUUGUUCUUUGGUACAGUGUGCUGCCGAGAUAGGAAAAGCCUUUCACCACCUUAAGUCUUUUGCCAUAUACUUGGAUGUUUGGCUCAACAUAAGGGCUUCGAGGAGCUUAAUAUACACCCACACACAAAGAGUAAAAUCUUGUAAGGCUCCUAUAAGUUUAUUAAGUUCCAUCCCUGUCUUGGAAAUCUAGCAAAUCUCUUCUGGCUUGGAAUGCUGCUGACUUAUUUGCUAUGAGAGAAUUGGCAUCAACCCGAAAAGAAAUUCUUGAAAUUGCAUCACCCCAUCACAUUCUUUACCUUUCAAUCACAAAAAAUGCGAACAUAAAACAACCUUUACCCAAUCAAGGAAGCAUUGGCUAGUAGCAGAGCGCUACACAUUUUUUCGAAAAUGUCAAUGUCAAAACAAAAAGGGGGAGGGAGGUAAGAUUGCAUGUCACUGCUUGUGGUGAACAGACUUUAACACUCUGAAGUUAUACAACAGCUUUGUAAACAUUUGAUCAUAUAUUGAAGCUUUGGGAUGACGUCACUAAAUCAAAAAAGGGAACUGCUAGUGUAGGUUCAUUUGUAAACAAGUUGUGAGAUUAUUGAGAUCAAUUAUUUAGUUUUACCGUACAUAAAAUCUCAAAUAAACAUAUUCAAUAUUUUUUCUUCAGUAUUUUUGCUGACAAAUGCAUUAAAUAGCUACUGGUACACAGUAACAUUUCAAGGAAACACAAUAUCACCCUGAUCAAAUUUUAUAAUGUGGAAAUCUCUUGUGGAAAAAAUAAACAACAUGCUGCCAUUCUCAAACAUUAUUAUUUUCAUGUUGUGAGGCAAUGUGCUCCAUCUCCUUGUUCAUUUAUCUAUUGUAGUCUAGCCAAACUUAGUUUAUGUUAUAUGUUUAACUGCUGGGGAAGGUUUGGGGAAGGUUUUUACCCCGAUGUCCCUUAAUUUAAAUGAUAAGAUCAGAUAGAUUUUUUUUUCUGUUUACCAGUACAUCAAUUGUGUUAGAUCUGUCAGAGUAGUGCGCCUGCUAUAAUUUAUUUACUAUCUAAUGUCAUAAUCAUGGACAGUGAAUACUUUCUUAGGGUAAUAUUGUGUUGGAUAACGCUAUAUAAAAAAAGUAUGGAUUAUUUGUUGGCUUUUGUUAACAGAAGAAAAAUGUUAUUUUCUAUUUUCAGCAAAAGCAACCAAAAGCUGAAGCAGAUCUUGACUUUUUGAAUGCGGUCUUUGUUCCUGAAAAAAUUGGAAAUCCUUUUGGUCUUCAGAUAACUUACUUUAAAAAUGGAUCCACCAGAAAUUUGUUUGUUUACUCUGAAAACUCUAAGGUACGUGGGUUCUUAACGUCAGCUUGACCACAUCUCCAUGAUCUAUUUUCAAUUUCCUUGUACUUAUUAAAUACUGGCUUAGCCCUCCAAGCAAUGUCGUCUGCUAUGAGUGAACUUCCCAUCUACUGAAGUUACUUGAAAAAACAUGCAUUCAAGUUACACACUUUAUAAGUUUCCCAAUUAGUGUUAACACCACCCCGCCACCCCCAUACGCCACCGUCCCUGAACUAUAUUAAUAUUCUAAUGUCCCGCCCAUUUUUACAAGGCAGGUUUAUUACACCAACUGUUUCCCUAAAGCAAAAGAAUAUAUUAAGUACCAAACCCACUAAGAAUCUCAUUGAGCGCAGUUAACAGGAAUGUUAUUUAGUGAAAUGGGUGUGAUCUGGUAGAGUAAGUGAAUAUGUUACAUAGAGAAUUAUUUACCAGUAUUUUUAUUAAAUGGAGGUCCAAUAUCGCCUGCAUUUAUUUUUUUAUCUCCAAAAGUCAUACUCUAAUUGAUAUUUUGCAUGUGUAUCAUGUAGCUUUACUGGCAAACUUUUUUAUUUGAUUUAAAUGUUCAGAUUUGAAAAAACUUGAAUACUGUCCAAAAUAUUUAAAAUGCCAAGUUUAACUUGAGAAAUUGAUAAAAACUUCACCAAGCUGAGAAUUAUAAUAAUUCUGUUUACUUUUGUUUUGUCUCCCAAUAAAAAAAGUAUAAUGUAUUAAUGUUAAAAAGUAUUUUGAAAGUUAGCUCAUCUAAUAGUUAUGCCUUUAAGUAAGUAAGAUUGGAAUUGAUGUAAAAAUGAUGUGUCCAUGUUUGCAGGAGAUUGUAGACUGGUUCAUGUGUAUCAGGGCAGCCAAGUGGGAGAGGAGAAGAAUUGCCUUUCCCGACAGAGAUCUGACACAGGUAAUACCAUCACGUCAGCUAUUGGUUAUUAAUAAGGGUGUUGCUAAACUUUCUUUGUCUGUGUGUGUUUGGGAAGAAUCAAUCUUGAUAUGAUUUUUUUUUCUUCUCUUAGCUUGCUGAGGAUUUAACUAAAGAUUUUCUCAUGGAAGGCUGGUUGAGUAAAAUGGGACCAAAGAAUGAACCCUUCAGACGCAGGUGGUUCACUUUGGAUCGCAGAAAGCUUAUGUAUUUUGAAGAACCUUUGGUGAGAAUAACCUUUUGUUUUUUCUCAUAUAUAGUCAUAAACGGUUUGUUUACUUUUAUUAUUUUAUUUUAAACGUUUUUUUUUUAAGACGUGUACUAUUUUAUUUUUGUGUGUGAUAAAUAUGUGUAUUAAUAUUUUCAAGGGGUUGGCUGACGCCACUGAGUUUCAAUAACAUGGGAGGUACUGAAUAUUUUAAUAGUGAAAUGCCAUUGUUGGUCUUCAACAAUGAAUUAAAAUAACAAAGAGCAAGAUCAAAUGUCUUUAUUUCAGAAUGCUUUUGCCAAAGGGGAAGUAUUCAUUGGCCACAAAGACGGAGGUUACAGUGUGAGCACGGGAAGUGAAGAAGGUGAUCGGGGUUCUAAUAGCCAGAACACCAGUAGCUAUUGCUUUACUCUCAACACACCCGACAGGAAGUUUGUUCUGCGGGCAGAGACUCAAGAUGACAUGCACAAGUGGGUAAUGGCAAUGCAGAAGGUUGUGGAGAUGCCCCUGACAACCCAGGACAGUAAAUGUGAGUGCUGUGUAUGAUCUAGAUGUGUGCUUUGUACGAUCUGCUUUUGUUAUAGAGAAUCCAAUGAAGCCAACUCAAUUCAUCUUGGUAUUCAUUGGUGCACUUGACACCCAGAGACACUGUCUUGACUGUCUUCAUUUUACUUUGAACUUCCAUACUCCAAUCUUCAAACUCUUAGCCUGUCUUCUGACUGUCUACUUCGCUCUCUCCUUCACUCUAACUAACCUCGGCAUGUCUGUGCUCAACCAUCUAAUUAAUCGCUAAUUGACUACCCGAAUCUGUAGAGACCUAAAUGGAUUUUGUAUAGCCAUAUAUAAUUAUCUUGUACAGCAGGAGUCUGCAAACUUUUUUUUUAGCCAUUACCCCAAAAUAUAUUUGUUUAUGUUGAUGUUUAACACCACCCCACCCCCUUGAUUUGUAAGGAAGACAUCCACAGACUAUUUAAAUUCAAAAUUGCUUAUUGAAUCUGUUUAAACGGAGACUACAAUGAUAAAGGUACAAAAUACAUUUGAUAAAAUAAUUAAAUAAAAACCUAAUCAUGGAACAAAAGGAUUUCUUUGAAAAAAAUGUUCACUUCAAAAUUUUUAGAAAUGAUGUUUCAAAGAAAUUUAAAUACGGUCUUUGGGGUUAAAUAAUUGAUUUCUUGUUAUGUAUUUAUGUUCAUUAGAGUGAGGUACCCUUGUUCGCAAAAUUAAGUUAUUGCAUAAGGCAGAAACUUUUUGAGUGCCUCCUAGUGAAAAAUUUUGAAAACCUCGACGUUUUGAGCAUAAGCAGUAGCGUUUUGCAGGGGUAUCAAUAGCACCUGGGACACCCUCACAGGGGGAUGACAUCGAAUGAAAUACAGUAAAUGUGACAGAGCUCAAUCAAGUUGGUUUCAUCACACAUCUAAAAUACAAGAGCAGGGGCCACCAAAGUAGGUUGCAAUAAGAGGAGGGUGCUACUAGAGUAGGUUGCCGUAAGAGUAGGUUGCCAUAAAAGGAUGGUGCCACCAGAGUAGGUUGCCAUAAGAGCAGGGUGCCACCAGAGUAGGUUGCCAUAAGAGCAGGGUUUCACCAGAGUAGGUUACCAUAAGAGCAGGGUGCCACCUAAGGCCAACUCAGAGGAAGUCCGUGGUAAGAUUUCCAUUUUUAACCCAUUUGUGAUAAUUGACCCCAGUUGGCCGAGCACUGUUUCACAGACAAGUAAGCAUAUUAUUCCCAUGGAAGGAGUCAAGCAAAUAAAGUCUUGAGGUUGAUAAAUUCUUGCCUAUCUACAUCAUCCAUUUUCUAUCUUCAGAAAGAAAGCAUUUCAAUGUUGAAAUUUCUAUUUUCAGUGGCUGGUUUACUAGUGCCCAAGAAAUCCUCCAAUUCUUUCCGUCUCAUCAAGCGGUAGAUGUUUCCUGACUGAGGGCAGUCCGAAUAUUUGCUCAGGACAAAUCUAGUGAUGUUCCAGCUAAAGGAUUUGUUUUAUACUUCCUAGCACUGUGGAGCAGCAGAGGGGCAUUUUGUAGGACAAAAAUUGGGUCAGUUUUUCACCUAUAGGUGAACAGUGGGAGCUUGGUUGUUGACCGAAUUCUAGUCUUGAACUUUUGACAGAGGUCAAAGAAAUAUUAUCACAGGAUAAAAUUGAAUUUAUAUUAUCUAAAUAUUUCAGAGCAUACUAAUGUGCUCUUCCCUAGUGUAAAAAUCUCCCUUAAAUUGAUAAGGAGGAACAUGAAAUGUAUGUGAUUAUUUCAUGACUGUAUCAAAUUUAUUAAUUUUUUGGGGGGACAAAGAGUUACUGGUAACCUAAAUAUAAGUGAACAUUCAUUCUCUGUACAAACACUCAUCAUUUUGCCAGCCAGAGAUAUUUGUUGACCAGCCAAUAUCAUCUAUUAGGUUGUCACUGAGAUUAGUCUGUUUUCCACUUCUUUUUAAACUUUUUUUGUUUGUUUGUGUACAUAAGAAGAGGCUGGAAUCUGAUAUUGCAUUCAUCAUUACCUUGUUCAUAAUAUAUUUAGAGUUGUCUUGUUUCUGUGUAAAACUGAGUCGUUUCCGAUUAUAAAACAAAAAAAAUUACCUUUUUAUUCAAAGUUUUUAUAAAACCAAUAUUUAUGUUGAUGUUCAAAAUAUUUGCUUAUAUUUUCUUGACCAACAUUCCUGAAACAAGUGAAUACACCAAGGAAAAAGUCUUUUAAUCUAACAUCAAACUUCAUUUGACUGUACCCAUGUCUCGUUUGUUUGUAAUAACUUAUUCAUAAUGACAAACAGAACUCCUUCAACUUGUUAUUCGGUCGCAUGGAUACUUGCCACACAUAUUGACUGAUUUCUGAGGUCAAAUAGAUUAUAAAUAUAUUUAUAAUGAGGUCAAAGUUUUGACGAUCACAACGUGUAAAAUAUUUCUGUAUUGUUGGGUCUGUUGACCUGAAAGUUUAAUGAAUAAAUGAAACCGUCUUCAUGUCUUACUUAAAUCCAUUUAUACACGUUAGUUUUAGCCUUGACCUCUCCGUGAUAAAUAAACUGUCAAAAGGUAGAAUGUUAACAACAUAAGCUUGUUUCUGUUGACGUGACUGCUCUGUACUUGUCUUUUAAUUGUUGCCACUGUAGGUCUUGAAAAUGUGCAACAUCAGACAUGUGAGGAGCUUGCUUUUAAUCUUGCAACUUAUGUAUGCUAAUAAAUAUAAGAAUGUUAUAGCCCAAAAGAACGGUGCAUUUUCUUAAAAGCCUGUUUUGUUGCUAUCAAUGUAUACAUUAUGUCGGGCCAGUCCAUUGAUGAUCUAAUAUUAUUUGUAAUUUGUUCAAUUAUGUACACUAUUAUUUGUUAAUUCAUGUACACUAUUUUUAUUUGAUAUGUGGCAAAGAUAUUUUUUUCUGUACUUUCUCUUUCAUGUUUGGUGAAGCAAUAUGUGUACUGUACUGCAGCCAAUUGAUAUAGCUAUAUGAUAGUGUACUAUACUGCAGCCAAUUGAUAAAGCUAUAUGAUAGUAUACUAUACUGUAGCCAAUUGAUAUAGCUAUAUGAUAGUGUACUAUACUGCAGCCAAUUGAUAAAGCUAUAUGAUAGUAUACUAUACUGUAGUCAAUUGAUAUAGCUAUAUGAUAGUGUACUAUACUGCAGCCAAUUGAUACAGCUAUAUGAUAGUGUACUGUACUGCAGCCAAUUGAUAUUGCUAUAUGACUAUAUGAUAUUUGGUUAAGAGUGAAUGGUGGGACCAAUAACUACAUCAAAUUAUUGCUGUUACAGAGAAAUUCUAACUUCGAGAGAUGGGUUGCCAUUUCAGCCGGCGUGUAGAUUUCAAAAUAGAAAAUAAAUCUUUUACUUUUAGCCUUAAGAAAUAAUUUGGGGAACAAUUUUCUAUACCAGUACAUCUCAAUUUUAUUACGGUUAUUUAUUUUGAAAGCUAGAACAGUCUUUAAAUUACAGCUUUUUAAUUUUGCUAUUUUUUCAGUUUUUUAAUGAAUAUCAAUAAUAUCAUUGCCAUAACUAUUUAAGUGAAAUUUUAACUGUGGAUUGUAACAAGUUUUCAUAAAUUAUGUUGUGUGCAGAUUUGCAUUACCAUAAGAAAUCUUAGAGCUGUAUUCAUUUGAAAAGAAUCCAUUUAUUGGGUUGUAAAUAUUAUUAAUUAUGCUGUAUAGUUGCUAUAGUAAGAGUUGUUAAAUGGGUUAAUGACCAAAUGGGUUAAUGACCAAUGCUUGUUAAAGUCUGUGAUGUCACUGUGAAUGAUAAACAAGUUGAUUCUAUUUAAUUAUUGGAACCUGCAGUGCAUUUGUUUUAUAGCAGACCUGCGGUUAAUGUUGUAUGUUAAUUGGGAUCAUUGUCUCCAUUAUCUCACCACACAGUAAAAUGCUCUUGACUCAUAUUUUAGGCUAGGAGAAAUGUCCAAAUUUGUAUUUUGAUUUUGAGGAUUUUAGAAAAAAAAUCCAAAUAAGUUUUCAUUGGGUAUUUUUCCUUAUUUUUUUUCCCCUUAAACUUUUGUGUUCUUAAAGGAAAUACAAUAAGAUCUUUUUUGAUAAUAUUUAAAGCAUCAAGUGUUCAUCGCCAGGCUUUAUAUUAAAACAUUCUCAGCUAUCGGUUCAUUCUGUCAUAUGACAAUUACUCUUAUGUCACAUGAUCUUCAACGUCAUUCUCUCACAUGACCAACAAGUUUUAAAAAAAUAUUUAUCUUCUAUUAGCUAUGAACCUUUGGUUUUUGUGAAAUAUAGAAAACAAGCCAGAAGCAAAAUAUGGGUAGAAAAUUUACUGACAAUAUGUGGGAUUAUAUGAAAUUUAUUUGAGGUUUAAUCUGUCUAAUGUAGACCAGUAUGGUUAGCAAGUGAUGAGUGAAGUAAGGAAUUGAGCUAAAUGGUGAAACAUGAGAUAGAUAAAUGUUCCAUUUCUGCUCUAGUCCCUUAACGCAUUGUUCUAUAUAUCAUUCUGCAUUAGGUGUUAUUUAUAGUUCUGUGUAUAGAUCUAUAUAUAUUCUCAAAAUAGCUCUAUGUAUAGCUCUAUAUUAGGUUCUAUGUAUGGUCUUUAAAGUCAUAUAUGCCAGAAAAGACAUAAUAGAAAAAAUGAUUUCUUGUGGCCCAGGAUGUGAUUGUUGUAAUAUAUGUCUUAUAUUACCGAUGCAAUUAAGCAUUCAACCCAAUUGGUACCCGGUAUAUGAGUAAUUUUGGUAGUAAUUUUGCAACCUUAUUAUGUAUUGAUAAAAGUCACCGCCAACCAUUACCCAGCCCUUGCACCCAACUGGGAUAUAUUUUGGCUUUAACCCAUUUUUAGACUUCUUUUGUAGUAAGACUUGAAGAUGGAUAGCUUGCUUUUAAGAGCUUUUAAAAAGUUUUACUUUGCAAAUCUUCUGUGCCUUGCAAUACUAAGUCCCUCAGUGCUGCUUUCAACUUGUGGCUGUCUGCUUUUAGCUUUUACUUGCGUGUAUUCAAUUGUCAUGGUGGGCCCAGAAUUGAUGCAAGCAAGCAGUAUGCCAUUUGUUUUACCACAUAUGAGGUAGAAAAUGUGUUUCAUUGAGCGUCACCUGAAACUAGUCUCAAUAUAGCAGGAAAUGUGUGAUUUUUUUUUCUAGACCAUGUCCCAAUUGACAGCUUUACAGUAAACUGAUGUUGCUUAUUGAGACCCUGAGUGGUUUUAUGUAAGCAGUACUACAUGGUUUAGUCAAUCCCAUAUGCCUUGGUGAAUCUGUGACAGGUUUUACGUUUUUACACAAGUUUGUUUCUACCGAAAAUCUGCUGGAAUAGGGGUAUUAGGUGGGUGUGUGUGCGUGUGUCUGUCAAAUGCCAUAAAUGUAGGAUGUUUUUUCUUUCAACAUUUUCUUUCAAUUAUUUUCCAUAUAAACAUAACUAUAUUUAUGAUCACUGAGAGAUUCUUAUUAAAACAUUGUGUACAUAUAUUGUGAAAAUAUUGCUAAGAAAAUAGAAUUAACAACUCAUCUGGACUGAAGUAGUGGGGCUAAUUUUUAAGGUUAUCAAACUGACUUGUUGGGCAAUAAUUUGUAACUUAUGGCACUCUAAAGAAAAUAAUAAUUAAAAUUCCGCGACACCAUGAGAUAUUUAAAACAAAUAUCUUCAGUUUCAUUGAGGAACAGAACCCAAUCAAAUUAUUAUGGAUUACCCGGUACAUGAUGAUAGGUGACUUAUCAGUAAAAUGUUGUAAACAUAAUUUUACAUUGAUUUUUAUUGCUUUUUAUCAAAAUCUUAAUACAAAGUUUUAACUUUUCUGGUGUGUUUGAAAAGCACUGUGUUGGACUAAGUAAUCUGACAACUACAUUGUUAAGAGAAAAGUAAUGAAAGUAAAAAAUUAAUGAAUAAAUUGCCUAACAUUUUUUAUUUCUUAUCAUACCUGUACUACUGAAUUUUUCUUCCAAAUUUGGUGGCAUUUCUAAAACUUGCAAUUUGUGCACUCACACUCCUAUUCAACGUAUGCACAUACAAGUUUCAUGACAUAACUAAAAAUGUUAUUGCUCGCAACUCUUCAGAAAUGAUUUGCUUAUGCAUAUUUACGGUUGUGGACCAAUAUCUAUGGAUUAGGGUUGUAUUUAUUCUUAAGUCUAAAAUAUUCUGCAAUACUUCCCUGGUCGCAGUGUGAAAGUAAACUUUAAAAUAGUCAAGUAAACAGUACUUGGUAUUUGUUUAAUUCGUACAAGUUACAUUUAAUGUGACUACAAUUUUACUUUUUGUUGAGAUUAUCACUCGGUCUCGUGUGGAGUUUUUUUUGUGUGCAAUACAACUUGUCCUAAGGUGGGGCAUCAUUUUCUUCCAUUGUUUUCACCCCUCAUCUAAACUGAAAAGUAGUAAAUAAGAUCUAUAAGUUUUUAAAGUUUAACUGCGAAUUUUAAUGUGUGACUGGUUCAAUGAUCUUUUACAAAGAAUGUGUCGCAGUUUAACUCAAACAAGCCUUCAAAAUCUCUUGUCAAGUUGGGUUGUAGGUUGUCCAGAUUUAUGAUUAACCGCAAGAUUGAUUGGAAAUUCUCUGCCUGUGCAAUUAAAAACUGGUUGGAAUUUGUCUUGUGUUUGUUAUAAUUUGGUGAAAUUUAAGAUGUUCCCUUUAUUUUAUUUAAUACAUUCUUCAUAUUAAGGAAAUGAUUUUCCUUGUUGCUUCAGUUGUCUCACUCGUCCGUCAAGUAAAAAUCAAUUUUUGUUUCAAACUAAAUAUUUUAUCUCCAAAGUCAUACAGUUCUUGAUAGAUCACAAGCUAAAACGUUCGCUUGCAAGAAUGGCAACUCAUCCGUAAAUAAUAUCUUAGCUGGAUCUUAGAUUUAAGGAACAGAACACAUCAUGAUUGAGCCGACUUGAUCCCAGCUGUGCAGCUCCUGUAGAUUUUACUGUACAGUUUUGCUGAUGAAUACAUAGCUUGUAUGCGUUUAAUUAUUUGGAUCUGUA
Messenger RNA from Lymnaea stagnalis (great pond snail), 15984 nucleotides. The record is from the annotation of a GenBank genome assembly. Lineage: Eukaryota; Metazoa; Mollusca; Gastropoda; Lymnaeidae.